Harpegnathos saltator (Jerdon's jumping ant) is the source of this 2109-nucleotide messenger RNA. RefSeq names its product dihydrolipoyllysine-residue succinyltransferase component of 2-oxoglutarate dehydrogenase complex, mitochondrial. The transcript has 9 exons. Gene Ontology annotation, molecular function: dihydrolipoyllysine-residue succinyltransferase activity. Lineage: Eukaryota; Metazoa; Arthropoda; Insecta; Hymenoptera; Formicidae. Gene Ontology annotation, biological process: tricarboxylic acid cycle. Bases 113 to 1549 code for a protein of 478 amino acids. Gene Ontology annotation, cellular component: oxoglutarate dehydrogenase complex; mitochondrion. The record is from RefSeq and is a predicted model, not a curated record.
UUCUCCUGCCGACUCACUGUUCUCGCAGAGCAAAAACUGUGCUGCCGUUAUUCCUAUUCCCUGCCGUCGUCGCGCGAAGAAACGUCCGGUGGUGCACUUUACUUGGUCGAGGAUGGCCGCGAUGCUGUCCAAUUGUUCGCGGUUCGCUACUCGCGCGAUCACGCGAGAUAGUGUGUUACGGGCCAAGAUUACGAGAUCGUUGUACAGCCAAGGGAGAACCGUACUUAUCCAAACUAAACAUGUAUUCAAUACCAAAACAAUAUUAUGUAGGAAAUAUAAAGGAAACCAACGUUGGAUAAAUCAAGUGAAACAUAUACAUUCAACUUCGGCUUUAUGGGAAAUCAGAGAAGUUGUAGUUCCUGCAUUUGCCGAAAGUGUAAGCGAGGGUGACGUGAGAUGGGAGAAGAAAGUUGGUGAUCAGGUCAAGGAAGAUGAUAUUCUUUGCGAGAUCGAAACAGAUAAGACUUCGGUCCCUGUUCCGUCGCCUGGUCCUGGCGUCAUAAAAGAAUUGUUCGUUCAAGAUGGCGAUACUGUGAAGCCAGGACAGAAGUUGUGUACUAUCGACAUAGGAGCAAGCGGCGGAGCCACGGCCGCACCUGCGACGGAGAAGCCGAAACCCGCUGCGGCUGCUCCACCAUCCCCGCCACCAUCAGCGAAAACACCUAGUGCGGCGGCUCCUCCACCACCGAAACCCGCGACACCACCCGUGCCGCCUCCCGCUGCUCAACCACCACCUCCACAAGCACCUACAGCUUCAAUGCCGGUUGCAGCCAUCAAACAUGCGCAGUCGCUGGAAGGUGCGAAAGUUCAAUUACCUCCCUCCGAUUAUACGCGUGAGAUAAUCGGUACCAGAACAGAGCAACGAGUGAAGAUGAACAGAAUGCGUCUACGUAUUGCGGAACGUCUCAAGGAUGCGCAGAACACGAAUGCUAUGUUAACCACGUUCAACGAGAUUGAUAUGAGUGCUAUUAUGGAAUUCCGAAAAUUACAUCAGGAUUCCUUCACGAAGAAGUACGGUAUCAAGCUUGGAUUCAUGAGUCCGUUCAUCAUGGCCAGUGCUUAUGCUUUGAAAGACCAACCUGUAGUAAAUGCUGUCAUAGAUAGGAAUGACGUCGUAUACAGGGAUUAUGUUGAUAUCAGCGUAGCAGUCGCGACGCCGAAAGGUCUCGUCGUACCGGUACUUCGCAGUGUAGAGAAUAAAAACUUUGCCGAUAUUGAGAUUGCUCUGGCCGCGCUUGGUGAUAAAGCUAGGAAAGGGAAAAUCACUGUCGAGGACAUGGAUGGUGGCACUUUCACGAUAAGCAACGGCGGCGUUUUCGGCUCGAUGAUGGGAACUCCUAUUAUUAAUCCACCACAAAGUGCAAUUCUUGGGAUGCAUGGCGUUUUUGACAGACCAGUCGCCAUUAAAGGACAGGUUGUAAUUCGACCAAUGAUGUACAUAGCUUUAACGUACGAUCAUCGUCUGAUUGACGGACGCGAAGCUGUGAUGUUCUUGAGGAAGAUCAAAGAUGCUGUAGAAGAUCCUAGGAUUAUGUUAGCUGGUCUUUAAUAACUGAAGACAACGUUUGCUACAUGUAAUGUGCGUUGUUUAAUAACUUUUACGACCAUUGUGAAUAAACAAGAGCGCGACGUCUGAAGGAAAGUCUUAAAGACGAUAGGAGAUCUUUCCGCUUGUAAGAGUACUUACUUAUCAUUGGAAUUAAGGUCUCGCUACCUUAUCUCAAUUCUAUUUAUUUUCCGAGUGCACGUGUCAGAAAAAUCGCCGCAUGUAAUGAUAAACACGUCACUUAGUUCUGCUCAUCCUUGUAAUCUUGGAUUGUCAUCCUGAAAAUAUUGUAAGCCAAUUUUAGUCGGUAUGAACUCAUUGUUGAAUGUGAUUUUUAUUAUCGAUUUUUCGACGAGACGGCAGCGCGCGUAACUGCGUUAUGUAUGCGUAAUCGUUAUUUUGUUUGAAACAGACUUAAAUUUCUGUUCUCUUAGUCUUCAUCUUAGUAAUUUGUAGACGUCUGAUAAACAAAAGAAACCUGGUGGGGUGUUGGAAACCAGGAAAAUUAGAAAAUACUUGAUUAAAUGUAGAUCCACAAGCUAAAAUAAAAUCUCACCAAUCUA